AUGGUUGACCCUAUUCGAGUUGAUGUUGUCAUUGUUGGGGCUGGCUUCUCCGGUUGCCUCGCGCUCCAUGAGAUGAGGUGUCGCGGUCUGUCUGCACGCAUCAUCGAGGCCAACGACGGCUUUGGUGGGGUUUGGCACUCCAAUCGAUAUCCGGGGGCACGGGUAGACUCCAUCCUGCCAUUUUACCAGCUAACCAAGCCGGAAGUAUAUCGAGGCUUCACCUUCACGGAGAAAUACCCCGACUCGUCAGCCUUGCGUGACUACUUCAGCCACCUCGACGAGACGCUCAAUUUGAGAACGGACACUAUUUUCGGCCACAGAGUGGUCAAGGCUAGCUUCAGCGAUGAAAGAGCGACUUGGAACUUUGAAACGCAUAGAGAAUUGACUGCAACAUCUCGGUUUGCCAUAUUUGCUGGGGGCACGACUCAGAAACCGCACGUCCCGGACCUCCCAGGUCUCGAUACCUUCCAAGGACAGAUCGUCCACCCCGCAAACUGGCCCUCUGACCUUGAACUAGAGGGAAAACGAGUUGGAUUGAUUGGACAAGGCGCCUCAGGUAUUCAAAUACUGGAGCAGCUUGCCAAGGACAAUCACGACAUUACCCUCUUCAUCCGGACCCCUUGCUUGGCCGUCCCGAUGCAACAGAAGACGGAUUCCAUGGAAGAGAGCCAGGAGAAAAAGUCCGGAUAUGACGCAUUAUUUGAAAAGGCCAAAUAUGGACAAGACGCCGGAUAUCCAUACCUCCCGGCAACACGCAUGUUCGAGGACGAGACGCCGGAGCAGCACAAACAAGUCUUCGAAGAGCGCUGGAGUCAUGGCGGCUUGAUGGCGACGAUGGGUUACAACGAUAUUACGACCAAUGCGGAUGCAAACGCCACAAUGUAUCGUUUCUGGAGAGACAAGGCGCGCGCGCGUAUGACGGACCGGGCCAAGAUGGCCAUCGUGGCACCCACGGAGCCGUUCCAGUGGAUCGGCGGGAAGCGGAGCGCGCUGGAGCAGAACUACUUUGAGAUGAUCGACCGACCAAACGUCAAGCUGGUAAAUCUCAAAAAGGCUCCGAUCAGCAGGGUCACGCCGUCAGGGAUCGUUGUGGGUGGCGAGGGGGAGGGUGAUGGCGACGACCUGCACGAACUCGACGUCCUCAUCUUCUCGACGGGCUACGACUCGGUCACGGGUGGCAUGUACGACAUGAACAUCCUCGACAGACACGGACGGUCGCUGCGGGAGAAGUGGAAGGACGGAAUCCAUACCUUUGCUGGCAUGAUGAUCCCGGACAUGCCCAACGCCUUCCUGCUCUACGGCCGGCAGGCGCCGACAGCGCUGGCCAACGGACCAACCUUCAUCGAGCUGCAGGUCGAGUGGAUAGGCAAGGUCCUGGACGGGAUGGAGCGGCGGGGAGAGGAGAUGGUGGAGGCGACGCAAGAGGCGGCAAGGGAAUGGGCGGACAGGACCUUUUCCAUCUGGAAUUCGCUCAGGGUCCGCGAUCAGGACUCGUGGUGGGUUGGAUCGAAUAUACCCGGGAAGCGACGAGAACCGCUCAUCUGGUUCGGCGGGACGAAGCUGUGGUGGGAUCUCUGCAAUGUCGGGUUGGUAGACUGGGAACCUUUUACGUCAAGACUGUGA
This is a messenger RNA of Cordyceps fumosorosea ARSEF 2679, 1623 nucleotides long. RefSeq names its product Flavin monooxygenase-like protein. The record is from RefSeq and is a predicted model, not a curated record. Gene Ontology annotation, molecular function: flavin adenine dinucleotide binding; NADP binding; N,N-dimethylaniline monooxygenase activity. The transcript has a single exon. Bases 1 to 1623 code for a protein of 540 amino acids. Lineage: Eukaryota; Fungi; Ascomycota; Sordariomycetes; Hypocreales; Cordycipitaceae.